Molecule: messenger RNA, 1667 nt
Organism: Lentinula edodes (shiitake mushroom)
Lineage: Eukaryota; Fungi; Basidiomycota; Agaricomycetes; Agaricales; Omphalotaceae
Product: pectin lyase fold/virulence factor
Exons: 4
Coding region: 1-1332 (443 amino acids)
Biological process (GO): carbohydrate metabolic process
Molecular function (GO): polygalacturonase activity
Source: RefSeq, a predicted model, not a curated record
AUGCUCAAAACAGUACUUCGAAUUACGACGACAAGCUUGCUGUCACUGUUGCUUUUAUCCCGACUCACGCAAGGUGGAGAUGUCUCUUCCACUAUCGAAACAUCUAACAUUUGCGUCGUUGUCCCUGCACCUAAUGGAACUGACUCUGCACCAGCUAUAAUUGAUGCGUUCGAACGUUGCGGACGUAACUCUGCUUCCUCUUCCAAAUCUCGUGGCAGAGUCAUCUUUACAAACACGACAUAUACCGUCGCAACAGUGAUGAACACUACUAACUUGUCGAACCUCGAUAUCGAUCUCCAAGGAACUCUCUCUUGGGACAAUUCCAACCUUACAUACUGGUUGAACAAUUCUCUCCCAGUUGGUUAUCAGAAUCAGACUAGUGCAUGGCUUUUUGGGGGCGAGGAUAUCAGAUGGGACGGCCAUGGUCAUGGAACGUUGAAUGGGAACGGGCAAGUGUGGUAUGAUUUCAACAAUGGAACGAGCAAUUUAAUUGGGAGACCUCAUCAAAUUACCAUUACCGGAACAAAGGACAGUGUUUUCGAAGGAAUCCGAUUUAUCCAGAGCCAGAUGUGGACGAUGACAGUGAUCCAUUCAGAAAACAUUCUCCUCGAGAAUAUUUAUGUCAACAACACCGAUACUGAACAUGGUCCUGGAUUCAACUACUCUCUCAUCACGGACGGCGCGGACACGGUGUACGCCAACAACAUAACUUUUCGUGGCUGGACAGUGGAAAACGGCGACGAUUCAAUUGCAAUGAAAGCAAACAGCACGAACAUCUUGAUCGAAAAUUGUAAUUUCUACACCGGACUCGGUGUUGCAAUUGGUAGUAUUGGUCAAUAUGACGGAGCCUUUGAGACAAUCCAAAAUGUAACCGCCCGCAACAUUUCCAUCACCAACAUGCCCUUCGGUGCCUACGUCAAAACCUGGACCGGUAUAUCCACUGGCUACCCACCUAAUGGGGGUGGUGGAGGCUUAGGUUUCAUCUCCAACAUCACAUUCACUGAUUUCACCCUCCACAACGCCACUGGUAUAUUCUUGAUCACACAAUGUACGUCGUACAAUGGAAUUACAGGAAACUGCGAUACUUCGAAAUUCAAUUUGAGGAAUAUCAAGGUGGAAAAGUGGAAGGGGUUCGCUAGUAGUGCCGUAGUGGGGAGUAUGCAGUGUAGUGCGGCGAGUCCAUGUACGGGGAUCGAGAUUGAGGAUGUGGAGAAUGGGAUUGUGGAUCCGGUGAAUGGGACUAGGCCGGUGAACUACCUGUGUGAUAGUGUGGUGGAUCCUGUUGGAUUUAAUUGCACGGGUCCACCGUGGGCGGAAAGUAACCGGCGUUGAGAACGAUUCGGAAGUGUGUACACAUGCACCUACAUGUACCUAUGAACAGACCGCUUUUCUAUGUAUUCUAUUUCUGAUUUCAGAAGUACAUAAUCCCUGGGGCAACAUGGUCUGCGAGGAUCGAGAGGAUCUAGAGACUGCACGGACGGCAUUGGAUUGAUUGGAGUAUUGGAAUGUUUAUGAGCAUGUAUGUUAGGAAGGUUGGAGCGAAACAAGGGGGUGGUGAUACUCCAGCGGAGGAUUAUUAACUUAGUACUGUUUGGAAGUUAAGAAUUUGAAGGAGGAUUGAGAACGGAUGUAAAUAUUGGUGUUAUACAUAGACAAUGAUGUUGUAC